Messenger RNA from Xiphophorus couchianus (Monterrey platyfish), 8500 nucleotides. RefSeq names its product muscleblind-like splicing regulator 3 (gene mbnl3). Gene Ontology annotation, biological process: regulation of RNA splicing. Gene Ontology annotation, cellular component: cytoplasm; nucleoplasm. Gene Ontology annotation, molecular function: RNA binding; metal ion binding. The record is from RefSeq and is a predicted model, not a curated record. NCBI's taxonomy places the organism in Eukaryota, Metazoa, Chordata, Actinopteri, Cyprinodontiformes, Poeciliidae. The coding region runs from base 1036 to 2067 and encodes 343 amino acids. The transcript has 8 exons.
UCUGUUAUCUGCUCUGCUGCCGAUCCACUGUAGUUACAGCUGACAUUUCUGCCGCCGCUUCCCUGUUCCUCUGUAGCUGCAUCGCGCUUUUCGCUCUGAUUUUUUUAAUGUACAUUAUUUCUCGUUAGCGCGUUUUAUUUCAGCCAUCCUUCCUACGCUUCAGUGCAGCGCUGUUACAGUCUCAUACAGAUAAAUAAGGAAGUCUUUGCGGGAAAUACCGAACCGAGAAGCUCAUUUCAGUCGACGUUGAUUUGAAAGAAGACAUUUGAUCUGUUUGGACUGAUAACAGUGAGACAGCGAGCAAAGACAUGCAGCGGAGAGGUCAGUGAGGAUGACAACAGAGGCAACGGAGACGGAGGGAUGAGAAGCAGACUCAAGUAAGAGGAGGAAGCAGGAUUCCAAAGUGCCUACAGUACGGUUUUGUCCUACAGCAGGAGAGAGGGCUCGGUGUUCGUUUGGCCUUGAAUGGAGGCUAUAUUUUGUCCUGACAGCCACAAAGUCAUCCAUCCCACGUUGCUGAGCUGCAGUCCCCACAUUCCCAGAGCUGAGCUGAAGCUUUGUCUCAUCAUUACAAGGACAUUACGGGUGUAAGGUUCUGCUUUUUCCCCCUCUGUCUGUCAGAGAAUAACAACUACAACAGAGCUGCGGCGACUUCCUCUGCUCUGACCAUGUUGACAUGAAUGUAAAAGAGACGCAUCUGAGCGGACUAUGGUGAUGUUUUCUGAACGUUUUUCUUUCUUUCUCUUGAGACAGAGCUGGUCUCUGCUCCCAGUUAACCCCUGCUAUCUCACCCAGUAAAACUUCAGCUGACAGUUUUCCCAGGAUCAGCUAAUAAACAUCCCUCAAAAUACUCCAAUCUAAAGGGACUUGCUACCUAUUUGCUCUGAAGGAAAAAUAUUUUUGCUUUUUUUUCCCCCAAGGGGAUUUUUUUUCUCUCUCUCUCUUGAAUCACUAUUAGUCAGCCCUGCUUGCAUUAGACCAUUUUUUUCCAUCCACUCGCUCCCACCCCUUGCUCAGUGUCUGUGAGCAUCUCAGAUGGCUGUCAGCAUGACCAUGGGACGAGACACCAAAUGGCUGACCUUGGAAGUGUGUCGCGAGUACCAGAGAGGCACCUGCUCACGAUCUGACACCGAUUGUAAGUUUGCACAUCCCUCCCGGAGCUGCCAUGUGGAGAACGGCCGAGUCAUCGCCUGCUUUGAUUCGCUCAAGGCCCGAUGCACACGAGAAAAUUGUAAAUACCUGCACCCACCUCCGCACCUGAAAACCCAGCUGGAGAUUAAUGGAAGAAACAACCUGAUCCAGCAGAAGGCCGCGGCGGCCAUGUUGGCUCAACAGAUGCAGUUCAUGCUGCCCGGAGCACAGCUGCAGCCGAUUACAACCUUUCCAGUGACUCCAUCCCUGGCAACGAGCCCCAGCAUGGCGUUCAGUCCAUAUCUGGGCCAUAUGGGCCCAGCCGUGGGCCUGAUGCCGGACCUGCUGCCCAGCACGCCCCUCCUCGUCCCCGGCAGUCCCACCAGCCUCACAGCGAUGGGCAACGGCUCCUCGGCGCAGAAGCACACUCGCACAGACAAGCUGGAGGUUUGCAGAGAGUUCCAGCGCGGCAACUGCACACGGGGUGAGAGCGACUGCCGCUACGCUCACCCCCUGGAGGCCGGCAUGGUGGACUGCAGCGAGAACUCCGUCAUUGUGUGCAUGGACUACAUAAAGGGCCGCUGCAGCAGGGACAAGUGCAAGUACUUCCACCCGCCGGCUCACCUGCAGGCCAGGAUCAAGGCUUCGCAGCACCAAGCCAGUCAAAACACAGCGCCCGCUCCUUUGGCUUUAGCUCCAGGCGGCAUGCAAACGCUGCCAAAGAGGCCGAUUUUAGAGAAGAGCAACGGCGCUGCAGCUGCAGUCUUCAACCCUAGCAUGUUCCACUACCAGCAAGCCCUGGCUAACAUGCAGCUCCAGCAACCAGCCUUCAUCCCCACUGUUCCCAUGAUGCACGGUGCCACCUCCACUGUUUCGUCGGCCUCGACCCCCGUCACCAAUGUUCCUUUCGCUGAAUCCGCCGCCUCGAAUCAGUAGACUCCUCCGAGCUUCUGACCCCUGACCCGGUGGAGCUGCAGUGCGUUCCCAUGGAAAACCAUUUCUGCCCCGUCCCCAAACUGCUGGUGGCGGCUCCAGUGGGAAUAAACUCAGUAAGCCUUUCACGAAACCCCAGUUAGAGUCCCUGAAAACCUGCAGCUCUGCAGCAAACAUGUGCCUCGCCCACAGUGCGCACCGACCGAGUGUCAGUGUGAAACUUCUUAUACAAUGUUUAUAAAAUAAAAUUUAAAAAAAGCUGCAAUGGUUCACGCAAUACGAGCCUGAACUUAAAGCUGCUUCACUGCAGCCGUAACGAUGCAUCCUGACGUGAUGAGCAAUAGAGCUCCCUCGUUCUGACAGCCAUACACACACCACACCUUAAACGUGCGCACACACACACGCACACACACAUUCAAGACUAAAAGCCCUUUAUGGGUUGCAGCCAUUACCUGAGGCAGCCCAACACACCUGACCGAUCCAAAGUAAGAAAAGUUCAUUCUGGAUACUCAGAACAUUGGAGCUGCAAACGGACCUGCUGCUGGUCUUCAACCAUGACUUGUUUUAAAAAUGAAAGAAUGUUUCAUAACAUGUGAACAUUUAUGUUUCAAGACGACUACAAAUCUAGUAUGUGUUGUACCAUGUGUUGUGUAUCAUUCAGUUUAUUCUCAUCCGAUGCCUGAUGAAACGUCAGAAAGAAGCUGUUAAUUUGUUUGUGCCUUUGAGUUUUUCCUGCUGAGCUGCAGAGAAGACCUGGUUUCUAAAAAGGAUUAAAAAAAAAAACUAAACAGCAACAAUUAAAGAGAUGUCCACAUGUGAAAUUAAAGGCAAUACCAAUUUCAAGUUUGCUGCAUAUCAGCGAGUGGCUGCUAACAAGGGACGAUUGUAUUAAACAGUGAAGGUGUUAACAGUUGGGUUUCAGGAAUUUGCGGGAUUCAAAGGUUUUUGCCUGAUUUUAAAUAUUGUUAUCUGGAUUAAAGCACCAAAUGAGGCAUCAUUAAACAUGUGAAAUUAGGUUGCAUUCAGUAUAACUUAAAGAGGCAGAUAGGAGGUUUUUAGACCCCCUUCACACCAGAUUAAGACCAGCCUACAAUAAAACAUUUGGGACAAAAUUCAAUCCAGGGCCGGUCCUAGGUUUUUUGGAGGGGGCCUAAAGCAAAAUGUGAUUUGGGGGCCCCUUAAUAUUACAGGCAUUUCAAUACAGAUUUGGUGUAAUCUGGGAGAGAAGACAGAGUUUAAUUCUCUGACCUUUAAUUCAAUCUAGGAUAAUUAUAUCAUUACUAUUUACGGACAAACAGAGCUCUAACAGAAAGCAAAAAUUUGAGGAAAUGGUGCUUACUAUGAAAUUAAAAUGAAAGCAAAAACAUUAUUAAUAAACAAUUAUUACUUGCGAUAUACCUAACAUUUACUAUUUCAUAAAAGUUAGAGUUUGUUAGCAAAAAUCUCAUCCAAAAUGCUAACAUGUGUUCAUCGAUAUCGACAGUGUGAGCUUUGAGGCCAAAUUUGUACCAAUGUUUAGUUUAAAUUGGAGCCAGCAACAAGCACAAAUGAGAAUAGACACAAUUUGGAGGUGGUGCGCCCCUUGUCACAACUGGCUGCAGUAGUAUAGUGAAGAAGCCUAUUUGCUAGCAGGAAUUGGUUGUAGCUAGUGAUACACUUUUCUGCCAAUAGUGUCACAAUAACGCUGAUGAUUUUAACCAUCAUGUUCUUAAUUAUAUCCUCCUUAUCAAUCCCACAAUACUGAACGUUGAUGUCCGAUCUUAGUCCAGCGUGAAGUGGGGAUUCGGACUUUGGUCUUGAAAAACAAACUGCCUUAAAUAAUUAUUGCCGGAUCUAUUCUGUUUGUGGGGUUUUAUAGUGCAACAACUAAAAAGAAAGGGUUUGUUUGUUUUCAUUCUUUCAGUAUUUGAUUUAACGAACUCAUAAUUGUUUCUGUCUUCUACAUAAAUCUUAUAAUAAAUUGAUUAUAAUCCUGAGUCAGCUCAAAUAUUGCAAACUGUUAACACUGACACCUUUUCUUCCCAUCUGAUGUCAGCCAUUGCACAAGGCGGAAGCUGGAUCUGUUUCCUAAUGUUGUGCCUAAAGUCUGUAUAUGCAAGAAGUUGCCCAUUUAUCGCAAUACCCAAGUUAAUUCAUACAAAUAAUGUGCAAAUGUUGAACGCAGAGAUCCAUCUUAAAAAAGAAAUUUCUUUGUGGUACUAUUAGUUUCAUGCUGCUUUUUAAAUAAAUAAGUGGCACAAGAUUUAUUGUUUAAAGGCACUUCAGGGAGAAAUCUUAGAACUUGAAAAUGUCGUGUCCGACUUUAUAUCAUCACCUUUUCUACUGCUGUGUUCUUUCUGUCAGAAGUCAUCAGAGUUGAUGAUAAGAAGAGGUAGAAAAUGGAAGAAAUAAAUCAGACUUUAGGGAUAAAAAAAAAAAUACAAACACACCUGUUAUUUUCACUGAAAUGAACUGCUUUCUUUGUUGUGAGACUGAACUUGGAAAAGUGGGCAGUAAGCAUUUUCAUUCAAGUUCAAAUGUGCCUCUUUCAAGUCUCCUUAAACCAUCACUGUCGAAACACUGUAAGAACUACGAGUGCUCAAAGAUGCAUCGCUCAUUUAGUACAUUGUUAAUGUUGUACGAAACCACGUCUAGUUUCUUCUCAGAGACAGCUGUGCUGUCUUAUUGUCAGUGUAAUAAAUACAUAAACCAGUGAGGUGAGUGGUGGAGGUCAAAUGUGAGAAUAUUAAUUUCACACAGAUUUAGUUGGUUUUAAGUGCUGCAGAUGUUCCAGCAUUUCCAUUUUAGAAUAAUGUUGAUGUGUUGUGAAUGUACCUAAUGCAAAAAAACUAUACAUGUGCCCCCCUGAACAACAGGCAUGCUGAAAUGUUACUAUCACCAUAUAUAAACUAUUUCAGAGGUACCAUGAUGAUACUGUGUUACGAUGUAUAGAAAUGUAUGUAUUGUUAUAUAGAUUUAUAUUUAAUGUCAUUACGUGGUGUGGCUACAAACAGAAAUAUUUUUCACCUUUAGAAAAUUUAGAUCAGAGUUGUGCUGUUUGAGGUGCAAAUGCAGCAGAAAAUAAUUUCUUUAGAGAACACUAAUUAUAAAGACGUAAACAGGUUAUGUAUCUGUAAGAAACUUUUUUUGGAAACGUGUCCAAAGUUUAUUUCUGUCAACUCACACGUCUCUCUUUGAACUUUGCUUUGCAGGUCAGACUUUAAUUAAAUGUUUAAUUGCCAAAACUAAGACUACAUUUAAAUGUGAAGUUGUGGAUGCUCAAAAACUUACAUGCGUCUAUACAAAAUUAUGUAUAAGUCUAAAACUUCAUUUCAAGCAUGUUUUCUUUGGUUGGUCCCAUAUUUAAUGGAGCUUGUUUUUUCUAUCUGUUUUUAAUGUGGGAAAAGGUGCACUAAAAACAAAUCUACAUAUUUGAUAGAAAAAGAGAAAGUCAAUGUGGCACACUUUUUUCUAAUAUAAAAUUCAGUUCAUGCAGCUCUGCAGCUUUCACAUUCUCCAUUCAUUAAUUUUUUCAUUUUUAUUCUUUCUUUUCUUUUCCCGUCUUAUGAGGCAGAUGACAGAGAAACUGCAGAAAAACUGCAAUUUCCUUCUGAUUUUUAGCCCAUAAACACUGAAUGAUCCUUAUUAGUUUCCCACAUUUACAUUUGACAGAGAAACACAAACUUUCAGUAAAAAUGUUCAGUAAAUGUUUCUAAUUUUUAAAUAAUAUGUUUUAAUUUACUUGGAUUAAACUGACCUUAAGCUGUCAAAUUGAACAGUGUCUUCUCAGCUCUAUAAUGAUGAUAUUUUUAUUAUUUGAGGAAUAAAACGCACUUACUAAAGUAAAUAAAAAGCACCCUCCACAAUUGUUGAGACCUGUGUUAAAAGAUGUCACAAUUUUCAACUAGAAACUUUAGAAAAAUUAUUCCUUUAAUUUAAGUGCUUUUAGUUUUUUAACAGUCACUAUUAUUUUUACCUUUAUGAUUUCCUAUGAAAUAGCUGUAAUUUGUUAUUUUAUAUAUUUUUAAGUCAGUUAAAAACAUAUUUUUUGCUGAUGUUAAAAUGACCAGUGUCACUUUUAGCCACUGUUUAACAUGGGAAAGACAAGAGAACAUGCCGCUCAAGUGAAGUUGUUGUGUAUUGGAAGAAGACAGGAAUGGCUACAAGAAAGUAGCUUUUCUCCUAAAUUAGCUCAUAUUUACUGUCAGAAAAAUGGUUAAACGUUGGAAACACUUGGAUUGAUGACAAGUCACAGGACAGUAAAGAAGAUAAGAAAAUCCCCAAAGCUCACUGUUUGAGGAAAUCAGUACAUUUUGGCCUCACAAAGUCUCCAAAACGAGGAUUUACUUCAAGGAUUUUGUGCCAAUAAUUGUGGCUGGUGCUGCAAGUCUGCACAGCGAAUCAAACUGGAUGUACUUUACAAGCCUAUUACCUCAAAAUGAGCAGUUUAAUCUUUUCAUAGAUCAUUCUGAAGUAAACAAAAACAGCUGAGAAAAACUGAUUUUCAUGCCAAGAAAGUAAAAAACUCACUCCUCUUGCUAACCUAACUUCAGACUACCUUCACUGACUUCAGUUUCUUGGGGUCUUGCUGUAUUUCUUUCCAAUGAUUCAUCUUGAAUGACAAAACAUCAAAUGAAAUAUUAAAUAUAGACUGCUUGAAUUUACUACUUGGUGAUCUACUUUUCUGACCACCAUUUGAAGCUGUGACACAUUUAAAUAAAUGUCACCCCUUAUAUUUUAAAAACUAAUUCACACCAAACUGCAAAAUAAUAUAAAUGAAAAAUCAAUGGCAAGAAAAUGACAACAUGGCUACCUUUCUAUUAUCAUAUCAUUUUUAUUCUUAUAAACUUAAUUACCUGUUUUAUUUGAGAAAAGGAAUGUCUAAUUAGCUUGUAUUGUGCUUGAACAUUUUAUAUAGACCGCUUAAAUCCUUGUGAUUUCCAAAGUCAGGUCAGGUUUUAUUUUGUUUGCUUUUGUUGACCAUAAAUGUUUGUCUUCUUGUACAUUAUGGUUUUUUCAGAAACAAGAAAGGACUUUUAAAGCAAACACGUUUCUGUCAGCAAGGUAAAGAGGCUUUUUGGACAAACUGUAAAGUCAAACUAAAUCACCUUCAGCAAACCAAACAGUCUGUCGCUGCAGAGCUUUUGUUGGCAAGUUGUGUUUCAGUUUGGGCCAAAAAUAGUCCAGAAGUCUCUUGAUGUUGAUGUCCAGCUGUGCUGGGUGAUGUCAGUCCUGACUAACAUGUACAAGAAUGUGUAAUGUUCACCUCGUUUGCACUUAUGUACAUAAAUACUCCAAAUUUAUUUUGAAUAAUACAGAUAAAAGAGAUGAUUAAAAAUAACCAAUCAGCGUAUUGUUAGCGGUGUGUCUAUUGUUUUAUUACAGUGUGAAAACAAUUGAGGUAUCUGUCCUUUUGUUUGUGUGUUGGUGAUGACACGCAUUAAACUGUGUCAACUGUAAACUGUGUUUGGUUUGCUCCGGAGAAAUAUUUCUUUCAUUAUUCCCUAACAUUGAAAAGAACAAGUGGAUAACCACAAAGUCUGCAAUAACUUUAGGAGAUCAGUGCCAUCUUUGCCCUUAAGUCCAUGUCGUUAUUUACAACAUGUAGGAAAAUCACCUCCUGAAGCUGAAAAUAGCCAGAAGGAAAGAAAAAAAUAGGAUGAGCAGAAAGAAAAUAAGAGGAGAGCGUGUGCCGGAUGUGCUUACAGGGUUUAAAUUUGAAAUUCUGAUUUUACUUCUGCAUAAGCAUUCUUACACAGACAUGAUUUUAUCAGAAACUGACAUGUCAAGCGAUUGCGUUGCUAUUGGAGCGAGUGAUUUUGUUGCCAUGGCUCCGGUCCAUGUUGUGGAUUGAUUGAGUCAUGCAGCUGAAUUGGUUCACAGCUCUGCGACUGUUCAGUGUUGAAAUGGAUCUCUGAUCCAAGCAAACUCCCUGAAGCUUCAAUGGUUCUUUUCAUACACUCAGCCUCUUCACCCUGGGGCUUUUUUUUGUUAUUUUUACCACUUACAGGUGAAUAAUUUCUCAAGUUUAUGUAUUGUCUGUUUGCUGUUAUUGUGCCUUCAUAGUACAAAGUGUAUUUUUUUGUUAAAUUCACAAACAACGGUAAACUGAAUGUGUGUAUGGGUGUUUUUUUUCUAAGUCUUGUCUGUGCAUCAUCGCGUUUUGGUAUAAGUUGAGUACAAAAAUCACAGACUGAAUGUCGGCCUGUUGGAGACGAAGAAGGCCUAAAGCUGUUGAGGACUAAGCCAUAAGAAAAUCUUUCCCGGACGCUUUAGGACAGACUGACUGCUGUUUCUAACUCAUUUAUUGUUUCAUUCGGCUUUCUGCUUGUGGUGCUUGUAUGUGCUGCUGUGCUCCACGCAAAUUUACUUUGCACUGUAUAGGUAUUGAGAGUUAAUGUGCCUAUAAUCAGUUCUGCUGUUUCUGUUUGACCUUAAAUAAAACACAUCAUGGUAA